Dentiscutata erythropus is the source of this 386-nucleotide messenger RNA. The record is from the annotation of a GenBank genome assembly. NCBI's taxonomy places the organism in Eukaryota, Fungi, Glomeromycota, Glomeromycetes, Diversisporales, Gigasporaceae.
AUGGAGGCAUCACUUGAAAUGCAAAUGUUAGACAAUUUCUCUGAGCUAACAGAACAGUUACCUGAAAAUACAAUAGAACAAUUACUUGGAGUAGCACAUACUCAUCCCGGCCAUACUAGAAUCGCUAAACGCUUUUUAUGUCCCAACUGGGAUGCAAUUGAUGCGGCAAAAAUUCAACAAGCUGAAACUGAUAUGGAAUUUUUGGUUCCAAGUCAAAAAAAAGCUGGCAUUUUUUAUACUGUUAAUAUUGAAAUUAAUACAUAUACUUGUUUAAUCGGGUCUUCUGGAGCACCAUGCAAGUAUCAGGAUGCUGUAGCUGCAAAAUAUAAUAUUGGAUUAUUGAAUUUUUUUCAAUCAUUAACACCUAAUGAUUAUGCGCAUUUUGC